AUGUCGAGUCCUUCCACACAUGAUCAAGACCCUAGGACCGCCUUUGAUCCUCGCCCAAGGACGCCACAAAUACAUAUUCAGACCAAUUCCCCAACUUCUACGGGCCACUCAAACAACGGCGUGCCCGACGUUACUCUUUCUCCACCAGGAAACAGGCAUUUUGCAGGCAGUCGCUGGAUGAAUUCAUCUCCUCGAGUUCUUCACCGAGGCAUGCCACCUCCAGCCUGGCCAAACCCAGACAUGAAUACUGAUGGGCUUGCAGUAAAUCCUUCAGCACUUUCAGGUGCUUCACCUGAAGAGAUUAGAGUACUGAGGGACCUUAACAUGGACGAUUCCCCUAGCCCUACGCAACAAGGCAGCCCGAUGGAGCAAGAUGACCAGGAUCAUACGCUUCGCUUCGAGGGAGCCGCACCGGGUAGUCGACGAAGUCUACCUUCAAGACACCCUCUUAUAACUAGAGGCAGUCCUCCAAAGUUAUUUACUCCCCCAACAACAUAUGUCCCAAGGAAUGCAAAUCAUUCACCUCUCACACCACCAAAUUACGCCUCUCGAAAUUUUCCAGGGUCUACCGCGAUGACACUUUCAAACUCGGAGCCUUCUAGAACGCUUUCAAGUAACUCAUCAGUCAAAAUAAUGAGGGAACCUAUAGAAACCUUUGAAUGCUGCUGCUGUCAGGCUGCGUUCAUCGAACAUGCCGCCCUAUUUACUCAUUUCACAACUGCUCAUAAAGGCCAACACACACAUCCAACAAACUUCAAUUAUAACUGUAGGAUGUGUGGCGACGGAUUUGAAACUCGUAAGGACUUGGAUGUUCAUCUACUUGCAUGUGGUGUAGUGCAACGCACCAAACGGAGUAGGAAUCCAAGUCUCAGCGAGCAGAGAUUUCCUGGCCAUGUUCACCGAUAUUCCACCGGAUCGCUUUCACCAGUCCCGCAUCUUGGAAUUGAGACACCGGCCUCUGGUAGAGAAUCUCAGUUAUCAUUUACUUCUUUAACCUCGACUCCAAGUGAGUUUGAGCUCUCCGAUUUCAACUCGGCGGACGACGAACAAACUACCAUUCACAAACUUCUCCAAAAGGCGAGGAAACAGACUGGUGUCAUAUCACAGGCUGGUAAAGCCGUAGAGAAUGAUGGCGAGCCCAUCUCACCAACUCGGCGGAGAAAGUCAAGUGUUUCUACCAGAUUUGCAAGGAAUGUUGCCAAGAAUAUCAGCAAGGCAGUUGAAGCCGGGCUGAUCAAGAUGGAAGAGCUGUCGGAAGGCUCGGAGGCUUUGAAUGUUUCUACAGUUGUUUCUGAUAGUCAGAAAUACCAACCUGUACACGAACGUGUUCAGGAAAGAGCCUUCCCUACCCCGAAAAAAGGAAAAUCAAAGAAGUCAAAGGAUCAAAGUCCAUUCCUAGGGAUGUUAGCAUGUCCAUUUGCUAAAGGCGACCCUGAGAAAUAUUUAACUUGUCUUCUUAUUCAUAGGAAGGAUAUGCCAGGUCUUAGAGAGCAUUUGGGGAGAGUUCACUUUGGGGGAAGCACCCCGGAUGGUGCUAUCAGAUCCAGAGACUGGCCCACGCUAUUCCGCUAUUGCUUCCCACAUUGGGACCAUCGCGUACCAGAAGGAAGUUUCGAUUACACUGAAACGAUAACUACCCUACAGUCACUAAGCCUUAGUGAACCAAUCACGAAAUUCCUUCGCGACCUCGAAAAACACCUUGUAUCACGGCGCGCUAAGGAGCUUCAAGAAAUGGAAUCGAUAUACCAUGAACGUAGCUGGGGCAGAUACGAAGAUUUCCUGAAUCGCGCUCAGUUAUACGAUCAACUUCCAUCCUCCUCCCCACAACCCCUUUCCAGUUCUCAAGCUUCACCACAAGCCGGUAUACAGCAAGCCUACGGGUAUAUUCACGAUAAUAGGCCUACCAUGACGCUUUCUGUCUCCCGCGAUAUCGAGUUUGCAAUAAAUCGCCAAUUAGACUUUACCUUUACGGUCGGGAACUUCAGCGCUGGAGAGUUUAGGAACUGGUUGGAUGGGAUGUUCGACCCGCCAGUCAGCUUCAUAGAUAAUCACAUUGUCGUUCACGAGUACAAUGUUAAGAUUGUAUCGCUUCAGGAUCUUGAGGCCUUUCUAAACCUUGAACUUUCCUCGAGACAAACUCAUAGUCGACGCAGGGAUGAUACUAUUACCAUCUUCAUUAGGGAAAACUGGACGGAGUGGCUUGCUGGUACUCCUGGGCACCAUCAUUUGGGCUGA
This is a messenger RNA of Orbilia oligospora ATCC 24927, 2235 nucleotides long. RefSeq lists its product as uncharacterized. The transcript has 4 exons. Lineage: Eukaryota; Fungi; Ascomycota; Orbiliomycetes; Orbiliales; Orbiliaceae. The record is from RefSeq and is a predicted model, not a curated record. The coding region runs from base 1 to 2235 and encodes 744 amino acids.